Sclerotinia borealis F-4128 is the source of this 273-nucleotide messenger RNA. Lineage: Eukaryota; Fungi; Ascomycota; Leotiomycetes; Helotiales; Sclerotiniaceae. The record is from the annotation of a GenBank genome assembly.
AUGAGCGCUCAAGACGUGUUCUGCCGCCCUGGUGGCACACCAUCUCAGAGAGCAGAGCACAAAAUUGGUUCCAAAAACUCGCAGUCUUUGACUAAUCGACCAUUUGCCACCCUGCUGGUCUUUUCUGCUGGCCGGAGAUUUGAAGCCGCGCAUUUAUCCACCAUUCAAGCUCCUUCCUUGGACACCGGCCUCGGGAAGCAUGGAAUGUGGAGGCCUGAGUCGGGGAUUGCCGAGGCCAAUCUGAUCGAUCUUACUCGUCCUGAUGCUCUUUAA